GACCCAACUGAUGAUAUAAAUUUCAUAGCUUCGCCCCAGUUUGGAUUCUACGCUGCACGACGCUAGAUUUUAACUAUCAACAAUGUCUGGAGAAGAAGAAGAAAACGCCGCCGAACUCAAAAUUCCUGAUGAGUUUUUGAAGGCUAAGUGUCUGAUGAACUGUGAAGUUGCUCUAAUUCUUGAACACAAGUAUGAGCAGCUUCAGCAGAUGUCUGAGGAUCCGAUGAACCAAAUAUCUCAGGUUUUUGAGAAGUCACUUCAAUAUGUGAAGCGCUUCAGCCGUUAUAAGAAUCCUGAUGCUGUCAGACAAGUUCGAGAAAUUCUCAGUCGAUAUCAGCUGGCUGAAUUCGAGCUUUCUGUACUUGGGAACCUUUGCCCAGAGACGGUGGAGGAAGCUCUUGCCAUGGUCCCAUCUAUCAAGACUCGAGGACGAGCACACGAUGACGACGCGAUUGAGAAAAUGCUGAAUGAUCUCUCUCUAAUCAAGAAAUUCGAAUAGUUCUUUGUAAUGUAAUCUGGUCUGAAAUAUUUGGGGCUUCCAUUUCUAGUAUUGCUGUAAAACAGGUUUGUGGAUCUUUCAUUCACCUUCCUAAUGUGCAUGUUUGGUAGCACUUAAAAAAUUA
This is a messenger RNA of Olea europaea var. sylvestris, 623 nucleotides long. RefSeq names its product DNA-directed RNA polymerase II subunit 4. Gene Ontology annotation, molecular function: nucleotide binding; translation initiation factor binding. Gene Ontology annotation, biological process: nuclear-transcribed mRNA catabolic process, deadenylation-dependent decay; mRNA export from nucleus in response to heat stress; positive regulation of translational initiation. Gene Ontology annotation, cellular component: RNA polymerase II, core complex; P-body. Lineage: Eukaryota; Viridiplantae; Streptophyta; Magnoliopsida; Lamiales; Oleaceae. The transcript is spliced from 6 exons. The record is from RefSeq and is a predicted model, not a curated record. Bases 83 to 499 code for a protein of 138 amino acids.